Syngnathus typhle (broad-nosed pipefish) is the source of this 2535-nucleotide messenger RNA. It is a transcript of the gene padi2, whose product is annotated as peptidyl arginine deiminase, type II. The transcript is spliced from 15 exons. NCBI's taxonomy places the organism in Eukaryota, Metazoa, Chordata, Actinopteri, Syngnathiformes, Syngnathidae. Gene Ontology annotation, molecular function: protein-arginine deiminase activity; calcium ion binding. Gene Ontology annotation, cellular component: cytoplasm. Bases 96 to 2189 code for a protein of 697 amino acids. The record is from RefSeq and is a predicted model, not a curated record.
GCUUGUUCCAGCCUUUACUGUGUUUAGAAGGCAAGGGGGUGUCUGGCGGCCGGUGCAGUCCGAGGAGAGCUACCUGGAGUGCACCGGCAGGAGCCAUGAUUCGCCCCCGCACACUCCGAGUAGAUUAUGGGAAAACUGCCAACGCCGUAUGCGUGGUUGGGUCUGCGCUUCACCUGGGCCUGAACAGGAGCGCACCUCCCAACUCCACCUUCUUCUCAGUCAAAUGUUCCCCCAACGUUCAGUACAGCAUUGUCCCGCCAACCCAGGUGACCUCUCACCUCUCCCCCAUGGCCCUCGAUGGAAAAUCAGUGCUGCUCAUCUCCAUGACGAGUGCCAGCCAACAUGAGAACGACAGCAAGCUUACUGUUCGAUACUACGGUGAAAAUCAAGAAGUUUUGAGCAACGCCAUCCUGCACCUGACAGCACUUGAGAUCUCUCUUGAUGUGGAUGCUGACCGAGAUGGCGUUGUGGAGAAAGACAACCCCAAUAAGGGAUCUUGGAAGUGGGGUGCCGAUGGGCACGGAGCCGUCCUAUUGGUCAACUGUGACUCGGAGCGCCGCUAUGCCAAGCAACUUGACACCGAGGUCGACUACAUCUCCAAGUUAUCUGAUUUGCGGGACAUGUCCGAGAUGGUGCUGCGGACGCGCGGCCCAGCCAAGCUCCCGCACGGCUACAAACUCACCAUGCACAUCUGUCAGGGCGAUGCAGAAAGCAUCAGGGUCUACAGGCCCAGGUCUCAGUCGUUCGGCAGCAUCCUGUGUGAGUUAAAAAAAAAAAAAAAAAAUGUUGUAAAUCAUGUGAGCUAUUUGAACCAUCAAGCGUGUUUCUUCAUCUCAGCUGGCGUCUCCGGCGGAUUUACGAGAGUGCUGUCAAGUCAGGUGUUGUCCGGGCAAGUGCCGUACCUCGGGGGUGUAGCAGAGACUAACUUUUACGUGGAGGGUCUCAGGUUUCCAGAUAAGGACUUUGACGGGCUCAUCACGAUCAAUCUUAGCCUGCUGGAGCCCAUUUGCAAAGGUCUUCCCGAGACCCCCAUUUUCACCGACAGUGUCGUGUUCAGAGUGGCGCCGUGGAUCAUGACGCCAAACACCCUGAGGCCUGUUGAGGUUUUUGUAUGCAGCACGUCAGACAACUACGGCUUCUUGAAAGGAAUGAAGAGUCUGGUGGCGAGGAGCGGCUAUAAACUCAACAUCUGUCACGAGUAUAUGAACAGAGGGGACCGCUGGAUGCAAGAUGAGCUGGAGUUUGGUUACAUCGAAGCGCCUCAUCACCGAUUUCCCGUGGUCUUGGAUUCCCCCAGAGAUGGGAAACUUUUGGACUUUCCGUACAAAGAGCUACUGGGUCCUGAUUUUGGCUACGUGACCAGAGUGGCCCUCAGGAAAGACGUGAGCAGUUUGGACUCGUUCGGCAACCUGGAGGUCAGUCCUCCCGUCACGGUCAACGGCAAAGAGUAUCCGUUGGGAAGAAUCAUCAUCGGCGUGGCCUUUCCCACAACCACCAAUGGACGGAACAUGACCAAAGUGGUGCAGGACUUCCUGUGGGCACAGAAAGUCCAGCAGCCCAUCGCCUUGUUUUCUGACUGGCUGGUUGUGGGCCACGUGGACGAAUUCAUGACCUUUGUCCCCGCGCCAGACAGGAAGGGCUUUCGCUUGCUGCUGGCCAGUCCCGACGCGGGCUACAAACUAUUCAGGGGCCUGCAGAAGAGCGGUCAUGGACAAGCCAAACUCUUUGAGGGGCGGAGUGACCAAGAGCAAAUCACAGUGGACGAAAUACUCCAAGACGAAGCUUUCCAAGCUGAGAACAACUAUGUUCAAAGCUGCAUCGACUGGAACCGAGACGUGCUAAAGCGAGAGCUCGGCCUGGAAGACGGCGACAUCAUCGACUUACCUAUCCUUUUCAAGUUACAAGAGGAGGAGGAUGACCAGAAAUUCCGAGCGGUCGCCUUCUACCCCGACAUGGUAAAUAUGAUCGUGCUGGGUCAAAGUCUGGGCAUUCCCAAGCCCUUCGGCCCCAAGGUGAACGGGCACUGCGCCCUGGAGGCGGAGAUGUGCUCCUUGAUGGAAGGCCUGGGACUCACCUGCACCUUCAUCGACGAUUUUGCCUCCUACCACCGGCUCCUGGGUGAGGUCCACUGCGGCUCCAACGUGCGCAGAGAAGGCUUUGACUUCAAGUGGUGGGACCUGGACUUGUAAAUUGAGGAAGCAUUCACUGCCAUGGUCUUCAUGAAACAUCUUUGUUGUCUUUAUUUACAAUGAGGAUGCAAAGCAAUCAAGUAUGUACAAGCGUGUCUUUUCAACAAGCAGACAAGAAGAGAAAUACAAUCAUUUCAUCACUUUUUGGAUCGACCACAAAAGCACAGGCCGAAUGGAUGGGUGUGCUGUUUUGUUGAACCACAUGGAGGCGCUAGCCAUCUGUGCUUCAAUUGAGCAGGUUCAGUUCAAGUCAAAUAAAAAAGAAAAAUGUUUGAGCUCAAGUCAUUUGAGGGUGUUUCCCUCCCUGCAUCUGUUUUACACCUGCAAAAUAAAAGGAAGCAUGUUG